Molecule: messenger RNA, 2344 nt
Organism: Impatiens glandulifera
Lineage: Eukaryota; Viridiplantae; Streptophyta; Magnoliopsida; Ericales; Balsaminaceae
Product: DDT domain-containing protein DDB_G0282237
Exons: 10
Coding region: 86-2146 (686 amino acids)
Source: RefSeq, a predicted model, not a curated record
GACUUAGCACGAAUAUUUCCUGGAAUGCAUGAAUCAAGAUUUCACAAGGACGGCUGAGUUUGAAUAUACUGGCUGAGGCUUGAAGAUGCCUAUGUACAAAAGGAAACCGUUUCCUUUGCUUGAAACGCCCAAGGAUCUGAAGCCUCAGGAGUUUGUGUAUCAAGUUAGGUUCACCAAAGAGAUAUUCAGGGAUUAUCGUGAAUACUUGAACCGGAUUAAUUUUUAUCGCCAGAGAGUCUGGACUUGUAAAGUUUCCGGAAAGUCUAACCUAACUUUUGAAGAGGCAUUGGUAUCUGAGAAGAAGGCAACUGAGAAAGUUCAACAGUUCCCCAAUGAGCUUCUUGGUCCUGUUCUGCAAGAUGUCCAAUUCAGCAUGCUUACAUUAAAAGCUCUCGUCACCACCAUUGCGAAGAAGCUGCAGGAGCCUUUAUUAGAAGGCAUCGAGUUGUUGGGAAAGAGGAACAACCGGGUAUAUCCGUGCAAAAUUUUGAAAGUUCUUGAUGUAGAUGGAAAAGCUGAGUAUGAGGUAGAAUGGCUGGAUAAAGAUAAAAAGACAGUUGCUAAUGACAUUGUUAAUGAAGAGGUUUUGAUAAGAAGAAAGCUGCCUUUUACCAGAGAUGUUCUCAAGUCAUUCAUUAGAGAAUCUACAUAUCGAAGUGGUCCAUGGGUCAUACAUGAUAACUUAGCGAAAAAAUAUGGCAUUUCAUCUCAUCCUCCCCAGGAAUUGAAGCAUAUAGUUUCUCUUAAAGAAGGGAAGAUAGUUAACAGUAAGAAGGAUGGUAAACAUGAAAAUGGGGAUUUCAGAAUCUGUAAUAGGAAAAGAUCUCUGAAGGAAUGCUUGGAAAAUGAAGAGGAAAAGGAGCCGAUUAAGUAUCCAAUUGAUGAUCUCUUAGUGAAACCAGCCGAAGAUGAUCCAAUUUUCUCUGAGCGGCCUAUUCCAUCAAGAGACUUUAGUGUUCCAAUCGAUAUUGUGGGAGAUCUUCUUAUGGUCUGGGACUUUUGUUCAUCUUUUGGAAGGCUUCUAAACUUGUUACCUUUCUCCCUCGCACAUGUUGAAAGUGCUAUCUGCCACAAAGAAAGCAAUGUGGUUAUGAUUGUGGAAAUACAUGCAGCUUUUCUACGCUUACUCAUGAAGGAUAAUGGGGAUUAUAAAAUGAUUAUAGAAAAGAAGAAACGGAAAGCAAAGAUUACCCUAGUCACAUGGACAGAGUACUUGUGCGAUUUCCUGGAAGUGGCUGACAUUUCCGACUCAUCGAAGGUCAUAUCCACCAUCAAGCGGGGCCACUAUGGCCUUCUGGAAAUCAAUACUAAACUGGAAAUCCUUGGUGAAUUGGUCAAUCAAGUGUUUAUUUCAAACACAUUUAGAGUAAAUAUGGAUGAGUGUAUUGAACAACGUCAAGCCCUUGGAUCUGAAAAAAGAGGUGAAGCAUUGGAAGAAGGAAGGAAGAGGAGAGAAGAGAAACAGCGUUUGAAGGCAGGACCUAAUGACAAGACUCCAUUAGAAUCUUUAGAAAACAGUUCAAAUGAUUUGAUAGUGCAAAAUGGAGAUGCUGAAGCAAAGGAGAAUAGAGGGAAAACUGUUUCACAGAAUGGUAAGAGGCAGAAAGUAGAGAGUACUUCCAAUGGUCAAAAGAUAAAACAAAAGGCUGUAUCAGUAAACAAAAAAGAUUUGUCUAACAAAGAUAGUACCAAACUUAAAAUUGACAACGGGAAGGAAGACAAUGCAAAGAGUAUAGAACAGAGGAAAGAAUAUUUUGAAAGGGAGAUGGAGAAAAUAAUUAUUCGCACGACACCCUUGGGGAAAGACAGAGACUAUAACAGGUACUGGUUUUUCAGACGUGAUGGGAGAUUAUUUGUGGAGAGUUCUGAUUCUAAGCAGUGGGGCUAUUACAGUACCAAGGAUGAGUUGGAGGCUUUAAUGGGCUCACUAAACCGAAAAGGGGAAAGAGAGAGGGCUCUUAAACUGCAGCUGGAGAAGUAUUAUAGUAAAAUAUGUUCUGAGAUGCAAAAAAGGCUAAAGGAGGCAGCUUCCAAUAGUGCAGCGGAUGAGUCUGUUCUGCGCAAGUCAACUCGUGUUCGUGCCCCACCUAGGGACAAUCCUGCACUGGCUUUUCUCAAAUAUGUCAACAGAUGGAGGGAAGAUUAAUCAAACUAUUGCCCACUAAACAGAAAACCGAUGGUGGUCUUCCAAAUUUUUGGUUUUCGGUUUAAUCUGUGUUGUUUCUUUUCUUUUGUUGUCUUCUUGUGGUAACUGUCAUGAUUAUGAUGGCGAUUGAUACAAGGUCGUAUAGAAUUUUGAUAUAUUGUUUGUUAUUAAAACAUUGCUGUUUUUUUUGUUGGAUUU